Harmonia axyridis is the source of this 7277-nucleotide messenger RNA. Its product is annotated as ankyrin-2-like. The transcript has 28 exons. Gene Ontology annotation, molecular function: protein binding. The record is from RefSeq and is a predicted model, not a curated record. Lineage: Eukaryota; Metazoa; Arthropoda; Insecta; Coleoptera; Coccinellidae. Bases 247 to 6591 code for a protein of 2114 amino acids. Gene Ontology annotation, biological process: signal transduction.
AUUAUAAAACACGGCGAAACACAGUCGGCGACGAACGACUAGCGUAAAAAUAUAUCUCACAAGUCGUUCGUAAGUACCGGAACGUUGCCGGCCUCAUCCCGUUCGUUUUUCUGUGUGCUGCUGGUUGUUUGUAAGUGACGAAAUCGAGUAGAUAUCUGUGAUGCAUACGUCUGUACCUACUACACGGUCCGAAACUGGUGAUUUUUGCGUUGUGUGAACACUGAUCCUGUUUAUUGUUAACGACCGAUGGCUCUGGGUAAUGGGACUACCCCAAACGGGGGUGUCACCCAGGAAAAAGCUCCGGUGGUGAACGGCACGAACAUGGAAACGCUUCCUAGGGCGGAAAAAAAGAGCGAUUCCAACACCUCAUUUCUCCGUGCUGCCAGAGCCGGCCAGCUGGAUAAAAUAAAGGAGUAUUUAGAUACGGGAAUAGUCAAGGAUAUAAAUACUUCGAAUGCUAACGGUUUGAAUGCUCUCCAUCUGGCAGCCAAGGACGGACACAUCGAAAUAGUCCAAGAACUUUUGAAGAGGGGAGCCAUUGUUGAUGCAGCUACAAAGAAAGGAAAUACAGCCUUACACAUAGCUUCUCUUGCUGGUCAAGAGGAAGUUGUAAAAAUAUUGGUUCAAAAUGGCGCUUCUCUCAAUGUUCAAUCACAGAAUGGUUUCACGCCACUCUACAUGGCUGCUCAAGAAAAUCACGAUGGAUGUGUGAAAUUCCUUUUAUCGAAGGGGGCCAAUCAAGCACUAGCUACCGAGGAUGGUUUCACUCCUUUGGCGGUGGCAAUGCAACAAGGUCACGACAAAGUAGUUGCAGUGUUGUUAGAGAACGAUACUAGGGGAAAAGUAAGAUUGCCUGCCCUACAUAUAGCGGCUAAAAAGGACGAUGUCAAGGCAGCUGCACUUCUACUACAGAACGAACACAACCCCGACGUUACCUCCAAGAGUGGAUUCACCCCCCUCCACAUCGCUGCCCACUAUGGAAACGAUAAAGUUGCUUCUCUGUUGUACGACAAGGGAGCAGAUGUAAACUUCACUGCCAAACACAAUAUCACACCACUUCACGUGGCCAGCAAAUGGGGGAAAAUAAACAUGGUGUCGCUUCUAGUGGCCAAGGGAGCUGAUAUACAAGCGAAAACAAGAGACGGUCUAACUCCUCUUCAUUGCGCUGCCAGAUCAGGUCAUGAUCAAGUUGUCGAUAUGCUGCUAGAGAAUGGAGCACCCAUGCACUCAAAAACGAAAAAUGGAUUGGCACCACUUCACAUGGCAGCUCAAGGGGAACACGUAGAUGCAGCAAGAAUUCUCCUUUAUCAUGGUGCUCCAGUUGAUGAAGUCACAGUGGACUACCUGACAGCUCUCCACGUAGCAGCUCACUGUGGUCACGUUAGGGUCGCUAAGUUACUCUUGGAAAGGGGAGCAGAUCCGAAUGCUAGAGCACUGAAUGGAUUCACCCCCCUUCACAUUGCAUGCAAAAAGAACAGGAUCAAGAUGGUGGAGCUUCUGCUGAAACAUGGAGCGAGUAUAAGUGCAACUACGGAGAGUGGUCUCACUCCUCUACACGUCGCUAGUUUUAUGGGAUGCAUGAAUAUAGUAAUUUAUUUGCUACAACACGAUGCUAGUCCAGACAUACCCACAGUACGUGGAGAAACACCUCUCCAUUUGGCAGCUAGAGCAAAUCAGACUGACAUCAUCAGAAUAUUGCUGAGGAAUGGUGCAGCUGUUGAUGCUAAAGCUAGAGAAGAACAGACUCCACUCCAUGUGGCAUCUAGGCUGGGUAAUGUCGAUAUUGUCAUGUUGCUGCUUCAACAUGGAGCCAAACCACAGGCGACCACGAAAGAUCUAUAUACUCCUUUACACAUAGCUGCUAAAGAAGGUCAAGAAGAGGUCGCAUCUGUUCUGCUAGAAAAUGGUGCUGACUUGGCAGCUACGACUAAGAAGGGAUUCACUCCUCUUCAUUUGGCAGCAAAAUAUGGUCAUCUGAAUGUAGCCAGGCUCUUGCUCCAAAGAGAUGCACCUCCUGAUGCUCAAGGCAAGAAUGGUGUAACGCCUUUACAUGUAGCUGCUCAUUACGAUCACCAGCCUGUGGCUUUGCUGUUACUGGAUAAAGGUGCAUCACCACAUGCUAUUGCUAAAAAUGGACAUACGCCUCUUCAUAUCGCUGCUAGGAAAAAUCAGAUGGAUAUCGCAACAACUCUACUGGAGUAUGGUGCUAAAGCCGAUGCCGAAUCUAAGGCUGGAUUCACACCGUUACACUUGAGUGCUCAGGAAGGUCAUUGUGAUAUGUCUUCUCUUCUCCUGGAACAUCAAGGCAAUGCUAACGCAGCAGCUAAGAAUGGUCUCACACCUCUUCACCUUUGUGCUCAAGAAGAUCGGGUACCAGUUGCACAGUUAUUGCUCAGGGCAGGUGCUCAGAAAGAUACCAAAACCAAACAAGGCUACACUCCUCUACAUGUGGCUUGUCACCAUGGUCAUGUGAAUAUGGUUCGACUACUCAUCGAACAAGGUGCCGAUGUGAAUCCAGUGACCAGUGCAGGUUACACUCCUCUGCAUCAGGCUGCUCAGCAGGGUCAUGUGUUGGUUAUAAGUUUGUUGCUGAAGAAUAAGGCCGAUCCUAAUGCUGUGACUAACACUGGCCAGACAGCACUGGGGAUAGCCAACAAAUUAGGAUACAUCAGUGUAGUUGAAGAACUGAAAGUGGUAACAGAAACGGAAAUCACAACAACCACCACAGUGAAUAUAGAGGAGAAAUACAAGGUGGUAGCUCCCGAAGCGAUGCAGGAAACAUUCAUGUCAGACUCAGAAGAUGAAGGCGGCGGAGUGGACGAGCCUCCAGUGGCUUACGGUCGACCCACGCAUGCGCAGCACGUCUAUCUACCCUUCUACCAAGGCAAUAUGACGUAUACACGUGACGACCCCCUUUCUAGCGAUCACCACCAGUACAAGUACAUGACUUUCGAUGACAUGAAAUCGUUAGGAGAUGAUUCGAUGAGACUCGAUGUUACGAACGACGAGAAACACGAAUAUAGAAAUUCCAUGGCUCCAUCACAAGUAAGCAGCGAACUGAUAAUCAACCCAGUGCACGCCAAGGAGUACCAUUCUUCACCUACAGCCCCAGACAAUGUGGAUAUAGUGAAACCUCCAAUCACUGCCGGCUUUCUGGUAUCAUUCCUUGUGGAUGCCAGAGGCGGAGCUAUGCGGGGAUGUAGGCAUUCUGGCGUUAGGGUGAUAGUCCCACCAAAGUGUGCAGGCAGUCCUACACGUAUCACAUGCAGAUAUGUUAGGCCUCAAAGGACACCUCAUCCACCUCCCUUGAUGGAAGGAGAAGCUUUAGCCAGCAGACUGCUUGAACUUGGACCGGUUGGAGCGAAAUUCUUGGGACCAGUAAUUAUCGAAGUUCCUCAUUUCGCUUCACUGAGAGGCAAACAACGAGAAAUUAUCGUUUUGAGAUCGGAAAACGGGGAAACCUGGAAAGAACAUACCUUGGAAGCCAACGAGGAAGCGGUACAAGACGUGCUGAACCACAGUUUCGACGGUGAAGAACUGAGUCAGAUCGAGGACCUGCACACAAAUAGGAUUACUCGUAUUUUAACCAACGAUUUUCCACAUUAUUUUGCCGUUGUGUCCAGAAUUCGACAAGAAAUCCAUGCUAUAGGUCAAGAUGGAGGUACAGUGUCCAGUACCGCUGUUCCCUUGGUGCAAGCUGUAUUUCCACCUAAUGCAUUGACGAAGAAAAUAAGAGUUGGUUUGCAAGCCCAAGCAAUCGAUUCAGAACUUGUAUCUAAGCUACUGGGUCAUGGCGUAGCAAUUUCACCCAUUGUAACCGUCGAACCAAGACGUCGAAAAUUCCACAAGGCGAUCACCUUGAGUCUACCGGCUCCAAGGGCCCAUACUCAAGGCAUGAUCAACCAGUAUUCCGGAUCUGCACCAACACUGAGGUUACUCUGCUCGAUAACAGGUGGACAAAAUAAGGCUAUUUGGGAGGAUGUUACCGGAUCUACGCCUUUGACCUUUGUCAAAGAAUGUGUAUCAUUCACAACUACCGUAUCGGCAAGGUUUUGGCUUAUGGAUUGCAGGAAUGUUUCUGAUGCCGCUAAAAUGGCAACAGAAUUGUACACUCAGUCAACACAUGUUCCCUUCAUGGCGAAUUUCGUUGUUUUUGCCAAAAGAGUGAAUCACUUUGAAUGUAGGAUUCGGGUCUUCUGUAUGACCGACGACAAGGAAGAUAAAACUUUAGAACAUCAAGAACAGUUCACCGAGAUAGCCAAGAGUCGCGACGUGGAGGUUUUGGAAGAGAAAGAUAUAUUCUUGGAAUUCACCGGAAAUCUGGUACCUGUGCUCCAAUCUGGUGAUCAGCUGAAAUUGGGAUUCAAAGCAUUUAGAGAGAACAGACUGGCUUUCACCAUGCGUGUUAAAGAUGUGGAUGAAAAUGCCGCAGGAAGACUGAUUUUCAUGAAUGAUGCAAAAGUGGCCAGAGGAGAGCCCAACCAAACUCCGCUUUGUACUUUAAAUUUAGUUUUACCCAAAGAGGUUCAACCUGAUUCGCAUUCCGAUCUUUUGUCUUUGGAUAAAGACCAUAGCUACCUUCUUCAUGGAGGAAUAAGUAAACCAGAUACGAUACACAGAGCCGACUUCAAACUUUCCGACAUCUGCAAUCUUCUCGAUGAGGACUGGGAGAAAUUAGCUGCAGAACUCGACAUACCACCUUCAGAUAUCGAAAUAAUAAAACAAGAAUACCCCGAAAAUAAACCGCAGCAAGCGAUGAUAAUGUUCAGAUUGUGGCUGAGACAGAAGGCCAAUAAAGCCACAGGAAACCAACUGGAAGUAGCUCUGAGAAAAAUAGGCAGACAAGAUGUGAUCGACCAAUGCAUUUGCAAUGUGGAAUUAGUAACGGACGAUAUGGAGAGGGCCUUGGCCAAAGUGAGGUUGGAUCAGUCUGGUUUCGACGCCCUUCGCGAAGAUAUUGGCUCGAGGGAUUCAUCACUGAAAAGAGACGGCACCUUAGGGUCAGCGAAGCUAGAAGGAAUUAGUAUUUAUGAUGAUUUAGAUAGGAGUGAAAAGUCAGAAGUUGAGACCUAUGCAAUCAAGAAAACUGACAGUGAAACGAAUGGCUAUGUGAAUAUGGAAAUUGUGGAUAAUGGAAUGGAUUCACCGAAUGCUAAUAGAAAAAUUUUCAAAAUCAAAACCGAUCAACUGAAAUCCACACCUGCAGGAAAGAACCGAAAUGAAGAUUACAAUGCCAACACUCCACCUCCCAGUCCUGCCGAUUUCAACCAUCAUAAACAUGCAGGGCAUGAAGUUGAAAGAAUAAACCAGGAGGAACCAGUUUUCUGUUCCACCCCUAAGAAAUCUGUAAUCAUGGACCCGAUAGAAGUCCUCAAAAAAAAUGUAGGAGACACGUUGACUUUCCUCCAUCAAGAGCGAAAUGAUUUCCUACCAGAUGACGACAUUAUCAUACCUAGUCGUAAAGACGAUCAUGUUUCUAAAGUCAUCGAUUUGGACAGUAUCACCACAAAGUCUCCGAAGAAGAACGAAGCUGAUGACCAGGAUAAUUUGAGAAACGAAGUCGAACAACAGCUAUCUGAAGUGAUCAAACAAGCAGAAGACACAGUGAAUGAUAUGAAAUACAAUUUCGAAGAGAAAUCAGAUGAAGACGAUAUGAAGAAUGCAACCGAGGAUACUUUGGAUAACUUGGAAAGCUUGAAGGAAGAUUCCAUUUCCAACGCUCAAGAAAAAAGCGAGGAAGCUUUUAAAUUUUUAGAGAACGAGGCGUCUAGUCCUCUACCUACCAGUAAAAACCUUCCCGAGGAUGUAACCUUCAUUCAGAAAGAAAUAUAUUCUAUAACGAGUGAUCCUGUAGGAUCUACCCCGUCUUCCGAAGAAUCGAUUCCGAUCAAUAUAAGGGAGCAUACUUCAGAACCCAUCGGUUUGUUGGAAAGGAAACAAGACUGUUCGUCGCCUGAGAACGACUUGCUCAGUCGGAUACCGAUCAGUACGAAAGAUGGUAAAGUGAAAACGAUCAAGAAACAUUCUAAGGACCCCCUGAAAGAGUUCGUCAAGCUAUCCCAAGAUUUCAAUUGGGACGAUCAAGGCAAAGAAAUAGUUCAAACAACUGUAGUUACAGAUCCCAUCGUAAAAACAACAGUCACUCGAAUAACAACGAAAGAAGGCGAAUUGCCCGAUGAGUUAUUGAACCAUCAGUUUGUAGAGACUACGGAAAUACUUCCUAAAAGUAAGAUACCAGUGUUGAAAACGGAAACGACUGUAGUAUCCCCGAUUACCUUCGAGGAGACCAGAAUAACUGAAACCAUAACGUCGCCGAUUUCUUUGGUUUCCACCAAGAGCAGUACCAUGGGUUCGGACUCUGAAGAUGACAGUCAUAUGAGUCCACCUUUGAAAGGAGUGUUGAGAAGGGGAGGGGUAGGAAGUUCUAGCGGAUCGGACGUUGCACUCCAUGAAGAGGGAGCCGAAUUGAGUGAGGACGAAUCAGCAUCACAAAAGACCCUAAAGACAUGGCAUGUACUUACCCCUCUAGUAUGGUCACUUGUUGCAUUGGCAACCAGCAUGAUCGUGUUGGCACUACUUGCACAAUCUUGACUAUAUGCGUCACGAGGACAAUAAAAACCUACAGCCAAACAAUUUCAUAUGGGAAAUCGGGACAGUGAAGAUGAUUUUCUGGAUAAAGUAUUUUAUCAACGACGAGUGCAUCAAGGGAUAAUGGUAAAACUAUUUGAUGUAUGAUGUCCAAAUUCCAAUCACAACCUAUUUGAGAUAUCAGAAUACAACAGUUGGUUGAACUGGAUAUAAAUUGUUCAAAAUUUUAUUUUUGCAAUUUUAUAUAUUUUUAUUUAAAAGAAUUGAAAUGAAAAUUGUAAAUUAUGUAUCUACUAAAAUAUUUAUAUAUUAUAUUAUAUAAAAUUAAGUUAUUUCUGGAGAGUAACUUCUGCCGUACUAUAUAAAUUCAAUUAUUAGUCAUUUGCAUAAAUAUUCAAGAGUUAUGUUUGAUUAACUAAAGAAAUAAUUUUUGCAUAAAUAGUGCCUAGUGUAACAUGACUAUUUGAGAGAUUAUUAAUCUAAAAAUUAAUAUAUUAGAAUUGAUAAAGAUUUAUUAUUAUGAACGAUUUUUCAGAGGUACUAAGAUUUCCAUAUUUGUUGAAAUUGGAAUAUUCUAUUAUAGAUUUAAUAUAUUGGUAUUAUAUGUUUGCGCUAUUUUAAAUAAUUAUUGGAAAUAUGUAGAAAGGUUGACUAUUCCUCUUUUCCGAAAUAAAUACAUUGUCAAGUUA